GCUGAGUCGUUUUCUGAGAAGAGACCAUAUUUGUUCGCAGAGGAAGCCAUUGCUUUCUGGGAUCUGGUUAGAGCCGAAAAGACGUGUGCUCCAACAAGGGGGUUCCAGAAGGUAACUGGGAGUUGGAAGAGCCAAGGACAUCUCCGUGCUCUGGAUUCGGGGUUCUCUGUCCAUGGGUGCAGCACCUACGCUCUGCCUGUGAGUUCUAUCCCAGGAGCGCAGCCAUGGCAUUGAAGAACGUGCCCUUUCGCUCGGACGUCCUGUCCUGGGACCCCGACAGCCUUGCAGACUAUUUCAGGAAGCUGAACUACAGGGACUGUGAGAAGGCAGUGAAAAAGCAUCACAUCGAUGGGCAGCGGUUUUUGAAUCUGACAGAAAAUGACAUCCAGAAGUUCCCUAAGCUCCGGGUGCCGAUUCUCAGUAAAUUAAGUCAAGAAAUCAACAAGAAUGAAGAGAGAAGGAGCAUCUUCACACGCAAACCCCAAGUCCAGCGGUUUCCUGAAGAGACAGAAAGCCACGAAGAGGACAAUGGGGGCUGGUCUUCCUUUGAAGAAGAUGACUAUGAGAGCCCCACAGACGAUCAGAACGAGGAUGACAACGACGACUACGAGUCUCCCAACGAGGAGGAAGAGGCGCCCGCGGAAGAUGACGCGGAUUACGAGCCGCCGCCCUCCAACGACGAGGAGGCCCUGCAGAACUCUAUCCUGCCUGCCAAGCCUUUCCCCAACUCCAACUCCACCUACAUCGACCGACCCCCCUCCAGCAAAGCCUCGCAGCAGCCGCCCGUGCCUCCACAGAGACCAAUGGCUGGGCUCCCUCCUCCGCCCGCAGGCCGGAGUCACCCGCCACUCCCCCCACCCCAACCAAACCAUGAAGAGCCUAGCAGAAGUAGAAACCAUAAGACAGCAAAACUUCCUGCUCCUUCCAUAGACAGAAGCACGAAACCUCCCCUCGAUCGUUCAUUAGCCCCAUUUGACAGAGAGCCCUUCACACUAGGAAAGAAGCCACCAUUUCCUGACAAGCCCUCGGCCCCUGCCGGAAGGCCUCUCGGGGAGCAUUUACCCAAGAUGCAGAAGCCUCCUUUACCGCCAGCCACCGAAAGGCAUGACAGGGGUAGCCCCCUGCCAGGGAAGAAGCCACCUGUGCCCAGGCAUGGAUGGGGACAAGACAGAAGAGAGAACGAUGAAGAUGAUGUGCAUCAAAGACCUUUACCUCAGCCCACAAUGCCUUCCAUGAGCUCCAAUACUUUCCCUUCCAGAUCCACCAAGCCAUCACCCAAGCACGCCCUCCCAUCACCUCACAUACCUGGAGCUUUCUCUGAAAGUAAUAGUGGUUUCCCGCAGAGUGCCUCCCUGCCACCAUACUUCUCUCAAGGCCUUAACCACAGACCACCUCCUAGAGUCGAAGGAAGAAACUUCUCCUUGCCAGUUCCAAACAAACCUCGAUCACUGGCUCCUGGCGAAGAAGAGAAUUCAUUAAAUGAAGAGUGGUAUGUUUCUUACAUUACCCGACCAGAGGCAGAAGCUGCUCUUAGAAAGAUAAACCAGGAUGGCACUUUCCUGGUUAGAGACAGCUCUAAAAAAACAAUAACCAAUCCAUAUGUCCUCAUGGUAUUAUACAAAGAUAAAGUUUACAACAUCCAGAUCCGCUAUCAAGAGGAAAGCCAAGUUUACUUGUUGGGAACUGGACUCCGCGGGAAAGAGGACUUCUUGUCUGUGUCAGAUAUUAUUGACUACUUCAGGAAAAUGCCACUUCUGCUCAUUGAUGGGAAAAACCGAGGCUCCAGAUACCAGUGCACGUUAACGCAUUCUGCCGGUUAUCCCUAGCAAGUUAGCCAAACAGACGAAACUUCCUCCUGCCUCUGUUGCCAGCAUGGGAAGAUCAGUCAAUGGUGGUGAAUGGAGAAACACUUGGGACUGAAUCAAACCCCUCAACAUGAGCACAAGGUUUUGACCUUUCACAUAAAAAAGUGUUUGAAAUGAA
Enhydra lutris kenyoni (northern sea otter) is the source of this 1983-nucleotide messenger RNA. Its product is annotated as lymphocyte cytosolic protein 2. Gene Ontology annotation, molecular function: protein binding. The transcript is spliced from 21 exons. Lineage: Eukaryota; Metazoa; Chordata; Mammalia; Carnivora; Mustelidae. Bases 225 to 1826 code for a protein of 533 amino acids. The record is from RefSeq and is a predicted model, not a curated record. Gene Ontology annotation, biological process: cell surface receptor protein tyrosine kinase signaling pathway; intracellular signal transduction.